UAACAUUGAAUAGGCACGCCACUUUCCUUUGCGACUACUACUACUACAUGUAAACAUCUAAAUACGCUAUCUAAACAUCUUACUAAACUACGAAAAAUUGAUAAAAGAACAACAUUAUAUAUUAAUGUUUGACCACCUGUUUAUUUCAUACAAAAAUACAAUGUAUGUAAGUGCUAUAUCGCCUGCAAUAAACUACAUCCAACUUUACAGGCAAAUAUGUACAGCGUCUUCUGCAUAGGGCUAAUAAGUACAGACACGGGCAGUGGUAACAGCUUCUAUAUCAAUGGAAAUCCGCCAGUAUAUUUCUGCACUGAAAAUAACCGACUGCAUUUAAUUUGAACUGUAUGUAUCACAGGUACAACACCUGUGUAUAAUAAUAUACAACGAGUUGCUAGCUGAAUAUCGACUCAAUGUAACGAGAGCUAGUUCGAUAUCUAGAAAUAGUUGUCUACUACAUAUAUGCAUUUGCCAUUAAUUACUUGAUAAAAAUAUAUACAGUUAAAAUUCACAUCCAACUUAGUAGAACAUAAAUGUGUUAUCAUGCAAGCCAUACCACUGAAUACGAAGCAAUUUUAAAUGGAAUGCGUGAUGUGUGUGUGCAAGUGUGUGCGCGUGCGUGAGUGAAUGCGUGAGUGAAUGCGUGAGAGUGAGUGUGUGACAGAGUGCAUGUGCAUGCUGCUACUUGUGUGUCCUGCAAUCCUUAGUUAGAAAUACUACCUCCGAUAUGGUACUACACCGCAACUUCCUCACCCAGUCAUGGUCAGUCGAUAAAAUUCCAACAACAGUAAUUUCUUUCCCAUAAUAUUAUAGUGUAAGGUAAAUUUUCUACCAAUGUAAAGAAAACCCACAUUUAAAAUGUUUGCGAGAUCUCAUCCAGACUUUAGUGAGACAGUGGGUGUAUUAUUUCAGGGUUAGUGUCUCAGUCAAGUCGUAUGUGGCGAUAGCAAAAUACAAAUAUUUGAUCGCCAAUUUCGUUUACGCCCUAUGUCAUUUACUUUAGGUAGAACUUGUACUAUGAGUAAGGUCAUAUACACAACGUCUAUACAAAACACACAUUAGUAUUUUAUAACCGUUUCACCUAUCACCCAUUCACCUAACAACAGUACUGCUGAGCACAACAAGAGUCACACUGUGCACAAGAGUUCUUACACACAUCAUUCCACGCUGGUACAUUUAACAAUGGCUACUAUGCAUUAAUUACCGAAAUAUCGCUGCCAUCAAUAUUGGUCAUCAUUAUCCGAUCCAUGACAGGAACAUUCCAAGGACAAUAUACUUCCCCAGCUGUAAUUCAUUCAAGCUCACAAUCUAUAUACCGAGUCUUUUCUCCCACACAAUAAUUACGCACAGUAUUUUUUGCCAGCUGUGGAAAGCUAGAUUGUGGAGAGAUUGUUUAACACGUAACCUACUGCUUACAUGAACCGUGCACCGUGGCAAAUCUCAUUCAUAUUAAUAAGUACAGCUGGUUUGUCCACCCGAUGUAUUGCCAUGACCGAUGUGAGAAGCAACGGCAUGUCACGCACUCGUAGCAUGCUACAUCAUGGCACGCACUCGGAACAUGCUACAUCAUGGCACGCACUCGGAACAUGCUACAUCAUGGCACGCACUCGGAACAUGCUACAUCAUGGCAUGCACUCGGAACAUGCUACACCGUAUGAUUACCUGGCACAUAUAACAAUGACAAACAUCGUUACAUAUUGGCUGUUACACAGUUAGCAACGAAUAACAUUAAACGUGAUACAUCACUUGCCCGUGUCACAUGGCCAAAUCAAGUUUAGGUAGACCGUAGACAUUAGCCUCCUCACGCCUUAGGCACGACAUUUCAAUGACGAUUCUGGUCUGUUACGUACGGCUAUAUACGGAUGAAAGAAACGGUCAGUGACGAGAUGCAAAUUUAUAUCCUAGGCCAAAUUUUUGUUAUGCAGAACUAAAUAAAUUUCAAGAUGCUCAUGACCAUGUUGCUAUUCAAUGAUACACGGGGUGCUAACCAUGUCAAAUAGCCUUUCGGAGAUUCAAGUUUUGAUAAAGACUCAUGUAACCUAGUACAUUAAAAUUAUACACUCCAAAACAAUUAAAUCCACUGAAACCGUAAAUUUCAAGUUUUAAUAAACUAGUCGAACUACUAAAUAGUUAUUAGGAACGAUUCCAGUUUAAAAAUGUAGUAAAAACUAGACCAAAUCAAACGAAUUGCUAGAUAUAAAUGCCCUGCCUCCGAAAGUUCAACCACUUCUCGUCCACCACUCUCAAACAACUUAACAGAUAUAUUGUGCAAGAGUAGGAAUAUGUGAAUGCACGCAAACAUGAAUUUCACCUAAACCGAUAGUACGAUAUAUCAAUUUAAACUCCAAAUGGCAGCACCAGACAAACAAACAUAGGUAACCCUCUCACUACUGCUGCAUUCAUUUCUUCUUCUUUGUCGUAGUCGAAGAAGUUAAGUGAACGCAGUGUUCAUUUAACGUGUUACGACAAAUCAACUGUACAGAAGAAUAUAGUCUUUCAGGUUUUCCCAUAACUUGCGUUCUGCCACUAUACUCACACAAACCAAUAUAUUCAGCUUUCCACAGUGAAUGCACACCGCUGAAUUGUACAAAUGCACCAUUCUCAACACCCACCACUAAGAAAACGCAUUUCUAAAUGUACGACUAUAUUUCUUGCUUCUUAGAUUUACACAGCAAGUGUGUGUCGGAAAUCAUGAAGUAGUGACAACAGGCACACAUGCCGAGAGCUCGCUGCUGCCCUAAUUAUACAACUCUUGAAUCAACACGUGAUGUGAUAACAUACGUAGUCGGCCCCAACAGACCAGCACUUACGGAAUUACAACAUUCAGCUGCAUCUAACAAAUUCUAGCCGCAAAGCUUUGUACAUGCACAUAAAUUGUAUGAUAUCACUGGUAUUGAAAAACGCAGAAACAGGACAUCCUAGCUUUCAAUUUAGAAGCAAUCUACCUACGCGCAGCCGCCACACCUGCUGCCAACAAGCGAACGUCCUCACGUCUCUGCGAUGCAAUCUACCCCACGGUGACGUCACCGCCUACGCCGAGGCUGUAACGCACGAGUGUCUUCGGCACGUGGGCAGCCGGUUAGUGCUCACACGGACGUGCGUGGUGCCACAGGUCAGCGCUCACACAGACGUGCGUGGCACCGGUCAGCGCUCACACAGACGUGCGUGGCACCGGUCAGCGCUCACACGGACGUGCGUGGUGCCACAGGUCAGUGCUCGCACGGACGUGUGUGGUGCCACAGGUCAGCGCUCACACGGACGUGCGUGGUGCCACCGAUCAGCGCUCACACAGACGUGCGUGGUGCCACCAGUCAGCGCUCACACGGACGUGUGUGGUGCCAUAGGUCAGCGCUCACACGGACGUGCGUGGUGCCACAGGUCAGCGCUCACACGGACGCGCGUGGUGCCACAGGUCAGCGCUCACACGGACGUGCGUGGUGCCACCGGUCAGCGCUCACACGGACGUGCGUGGUGCCACAGGUCAGCGCUCACACGGACGUGCGUGGUGCCACCGGUCAGCGCUCGCACGGACGUGUGUGGUGCCACAGGUCAGUGCUCACACGGACGUGUGUGGUGGCACCGGUCAGCGCUCACACGGACGUGUGUGGUGCCACAGGUCAGCGCUCACACGGACGUGCGUGGUGCCGGUCAGCGCUCACACGGACGUGCGUGGUGCCGGUCAGCGCUCACACGGACGUGCGUGGUGCCACAGGUCAGCGCUCACACGGACGUGCAUGGUGCCAUCGGUCAGCGCUUGCACAGACGUGCGUGGUGCCACAGGUCAGUGCUCGCAAGGACGUGUGUGGUGCCACAGGUCAGCGCUCACACAGACGUGUGGCACCACCGAUCAGCGCUCACACAGACGUGCACGACACCGGUCAGCGCUCACACAGACGUGCAUAGCACCGAUCAGCGCUCACACGGACGUGCGUGGUGCCACCGGUCAACGCUCACACGGACGUGCGUGGUGCCACCGGUCAACGCUCACACGGACGUGCGUGGUGCCACCGGUCAACGCUCACACGGACGUGCGUGGUGCCCCCGGUCAGCGCUCACACGGACGUGCGUGGUUUCUUCACGUCGCCGUCGUCCGGCGGCGCGGCGCCGUCCACGCUCAGCGCACGCUUCAGCAUCGCCGGCUUGAAGGUCACCUCGUCGUCCUCCUCGUCGGAGCUGUUCGGCCGCAGUGUCGCGCUGACCCCAACCUCCGACCCCGCCAGUGGUGGCGGCACACCGAUCCCGUCAGCGGG
Priapulus caudatus is the source of this 4247-nucleotide messenger RNA. RefSeq lists its product as uncharacterized. The record is from RefSeq and is a predicted model, not a curated record. The coding region runs from base 2861 to 4141 and encodes 426 amino acids. The transcript has 2 exons. NCBI's taxonomy places the organism in Eukaryota, Metazoa, Priapulida, Priapulimorpha, Priapulimorphida, Priapulidae.